Molecule: messenger RNA, 3786 nt
Organism: Cyphellophora europaea CBS 101466
Lineage: Eukaryota; Fungi; Ascomycota; Eurotiomycetes; Chaetothyriales; Cyphellophoraceae
Exons: 4
Coding region: 1-3786 (1261 amino acids)
Biological process (GO): intracellular protein transport; endoplasmic reticulum to Golgi vesicle-mediated transport; endoplasmic reticulum organization
Cellular component (GO): endoplasmic reticulum exit site; COPII vesicle coat
Molecular function (GO): structural molecule activity; protein binding
Source: RefSeq, a predicted model, not a curated record
AUGGUGCGGUUAAGGGAGAUUCCGCGAACUGCGGCCUUUGCAUGGUCGCCAGAUGCGAACGCACCGUGGGUCGCGACCGGUACCAAGUCCGGUGCAGUCGAUGUCGAUUUCAGUAACGAAACAUGCCUCGAGCUGUGGGAUUUGGCGCUGGACGAUCAGGUUCAGGGCCAGGAGCUUAAGCCGGCUGCCACGAUCAAUACAGAGACUGGUUUCCACGACUUAGCCUGGACCCCAGCCGAAGGACGUGAGCGAGGCAUCGUGGCCGGCGCUUUAGAUAGUGGCUCCCUUGGUCUCUGGGAUGCCGCAAAGAUCACGAAUGACCCCGCAAAUGCCUCUAUUGCUUCAGAGAAGAUUCAUACUGGUGCCAUUAAGGCUUUGCAGUUCAACCCGAAGAUCUCCAACUUUGUCGCUACUGGUGGCGUCAAGGGUGAGCUGUUCAUCACAGAUUUGAACAACCCCGGUGCACCAAUACGACUCGGAAGCACUGCGGCGCGGGCGGACGAUAUUGAGUGCUUGGACUGGAACAAGAAGGUGUCCAACAUCCUGGUCACUGGCAGCAGCGGUGGGUUUGUCACAGUAUGGGACAUGAAGACAAAGAAAGAGAGCUUGACGCUCAACAACAAUGGUCGCAAGCCAGCGAGCGCCAUCGCGUGGGACCCUCUCAAACCCACAAGACUGAUCACAGCUGUUCCGCUUCAACAAGAUCCGAUCAUCCUCGUCUGGGAUCUGAGAAACUCGAAUGCGCCAGAGAAGGUAUUGCGUGGCCACGAUUCUGGGGUGAUGUCUCUCUCUUGGUGUCCCCAGGAUCCGGACCUUCUGCUAUCCAGUGGACAGGACAAUCGAACCAUCUUGUGGAACCCGCAAACUGGAACUGCAUACGGCGACUACCCAGUUGUGACCAACUGGACGUUCCAGACUAGGUUCAACCCUCAUAACCCCAACUUCUUCGCAACUGCGUCUUUCGACGGCAAGAUCCAGGUCCAGUCUCUUCAGAACACGAACCCUAGCCAGACGACAGCAGAACAAGAUCAGGCCGCGGACGGUGAGGACUUCUUUUCCAAAGCUCCUACACAACCUCAAGCGUCUUCCUUUUCGUUAGAAAAGGCACCGAAGUGGCUCGAGCGACCAACUUCUGUCGUUUUCGGCUUCGGUGGCCGCCUGAUUACAGUUAGGCCUGUCGAUUCUACCAAAUCUAGAGCUUCCAAGAUUGACAUCACGAAGUUUGAGGUUGAUUCAAACGUGGGCACCGCUACAGAAACUUUUGAAAAGGCUAUCGGUUCUGGGAAUCUUGUAUCGUUGUGCAACGAGCGAGUUGAAUCGGCUAAGACUGAUGAGGAGAGGGCAGACUGGAAGGUCAUCCAGACGCUUGUAUCCAGCAAUCCUCGUGCAGAGCUUGUGAAAUAUCUAGGCUUCGGCGAUUCUGAGAAUGGUGAUAUCGAUGUGGUGCAAACACCUGCCAGACUCACUGCGGAUGGAGCCGACGAGAAGCCAACUGUCAAUGGAGCCGGAGCCGGCAGAGGUCACAAGCGUUUCCAGUCAAUUUGGGCCAACAGUGCUGAUGGCGAUUUCCUGUCAGAGCUCGCUGCAACCAAAGGCACUAAAACUAAUAAUCCUUUCCAGCUCUACACUGGUUCGGAGUCCGAGGCUGACCGGAAGAUCACCCAAGCACUUAUCCUUGGCAAGUUCGAGCAGGCCUUGGAUGUAUGCUUGAAGGAGGACAGAAUAUCUGAUGCAUUCAUGAUCGCUAUCUGUGGCGGCGAGAAAUGCAUAAAGAAGGCCCAGGAAGCGUACUUCGCAAAGCAAGAUGGUGGCCCAAACUAUCUCAGACUACUGGCCUCUGUGGUCGGCAAGAAUUUGUGGGACACUGUCCACAAUGCUGAUCUUGAGAACUGGAAGGAGGUUAUGGCAACCCUUUGCACUUUCGCUAGUGAGAAAGAGUUCCCUGAUCUGUGUGAAGCUCUGGGCGAUCGUCUUGCGGAACAGAUCUCUACCAGCUCUGCUGCCCGCAAAGAUGCCUCGUUCAGUUAUCUGGCUGGAUCCAAGCUCGAGAAAGUUAUUUCCAUUUGGAUCGAGGAGCUCAAAGAGCACGAAGAGUCUGGGAAUGCAGAUGCGGACGCUACCUCGGCAUACUCUUUGCACGCUCGCGCGUUGCAAGAUCUCAUCGAAAAGGUCACGAUUUUCAGGAGUGUCGUGACCUUCAAGGAUCCCGAGUUGACCAAAACGGGCGACUGGAAACUGGAGGCUCUGUACAGCAAAUAUCUCGAGUACGCCGAUGUUGUGGCUGCCUCUGGCCAACUCGAAGUGGCGCAGAAGUAUCUUGACCUCCUACCAACCACUUAUCCUGGCGCAGACGUAGCACGGACUCGAAUCGAACAAGCGACCAAGAGAAAACCUGCGGCUUCCGUUGCUACUGCUGCUGCUGCUAUGCAGCAAGGUACCACUCCCUCGAAAGGCAGGUCAACGGCUCGCCCGGGGUAUCCUACACCACAGGACAUGUUCUCUGGAGCUCCAGCUCCGGCGCCGACACCAUACGCACCACAAGCUCCUAUGUCAUAUGGCCCACCUACGCAGUCAGCGAAUCCAUACGCGCCACCUGCCGCGGCGCCCUCCUCUGGGCCUGGUAACCCCUACGCUCCGCCUCCACAAUUUCGAGGAUCGCCAUCAGCUGGCCCUGGUUAUUCGAUGCCACAAGCUCCGGGCAUUGCUCCUCCGCCGCGACAGUACAACCAAAGCCCAUCUCUACCGCCUCCAUCGCAGGCAAAGAGUAUGGCGAGCUGGAACGAUGUGCCCGAAGAUUUUGCGAAGCCGACUUCUCGCAGAGGCACUCCUGCCAAUUUGGCGCAGCCUCCUGUCGCUUCGCCCUUCGGACAGCCCAGCGCACCGGGGGGCAUUCCUCCCCCAAUGGCUCCUCCGUUGGCGAGCAGAGGCAAGUCCCCACUGCCACCGCCCCCGAAGGCGAGUGCUCCUCAACGGGUCGCCUCGCCUUUGUCGGGUCAGCAGAACCAGGCGUCGUUCGAUAGACCACCGUCUGCUGCUAGCAAUCCAUAUGCACCACCAGCCCCAGUUUCAUCGCCUCCAGUCGGUCAGAACAUUGCAUCGCCACCAAUUGGAAGAGUCGCUUCUCCGUACAAUGCUCCACCUUCAGGAGCGCCACCAUCUAAUCGCUAUGCCCCUGCUCCAGGUUCGCAGUCAACCCCACAGGCUCCGCCACCUGGCUCUAGACCUGCACGCCCGAGCCCAUAUGCUGCUGCACCGCCGCACCAACAACAGCCAUCCGCAGCUAUUCCUCCUCCACCUCAGCAGCAGUUUUCUGCCGGUCCUCCGCCAUCGCAACAGUUCAGCUCUGGGCCACCUUCAGCCGGAGGCCCUCCACAGCAACAUGUUGAGCGUCCGGGCACUGCUGGCUCCGAGAAGAAGGCGGCGCCGCCAGCUCGGAAAUACCCCAAAGGCGACCGCUCUCAUAUUCCAGACUCUGCCCAACCCAUUUUCAGCGUCCUGUCUCAGGAAAUGGAGCGAGUCGAAGCACGUGCCCCAGCUUCAUUUAAACCUCAGGUCAACGACACCAAAAAGCGUCUCGACCUUCUCUACGAUCAUCUCAACAACGAGGAACUUCUCAAGCCUGACACCGUUCGGCAGAUCGUGGAGCUCUCUCAAGCUUUGGCUGGUAAAGACUACACACGUGCGCAGGAGAUCCAGCUGGACGUGCACCAGAAUAAGGUCGACGAGUGUGGCCAGUGGAUGGUUGGUGUGAAGCGUUUGAUUGGUAUGAGCAGGGCUACACCCUAG